This is a messenger RNA of Lagopus muta (rock ptarmigan), 442 nucleotides long. RefSeq names its product methyl-CpG binding protein 2 (gene MECP2). Gene Ontology annotation, molecular function: DNA binding. NCBI's taxonomy places the organism in Eukaryota, Metazoa, Chordata, Aves, Galliformes, Phasianidae. The coding region runs from base 43 to 420 and encodes 125 amino acids. The transcript is spliced from 2 exons. The record is from RefSeq and is a predicted model, not a curated record.
UCCCCCCCCCCCCCUCGCGGGGUUUCUGCGCUGCGAAAGAAAAUGGCGGCGGCGGCGGCGGCGGCGGCGGCGGGAGGAGAAGAGCGGCUAGAGGAGCAGCCGGCCGAGGGGCUGAAGGAGCGCCCCCCAAAGGCCAAGAAAGGCCGCAAGGAACGCCGUGACGACCCGGAACCGGAAGCGGAACCGGAACCGUCGGGAGCCGAGCCGGCGGAGGCGGGAAAAGCGGACGGCUCCGGGGGCAGCGCGGCGGCCCCGGCCGCGCCGGAAGCCUCGGCCUCCCCCAAACAGCGGCGCUCCAUCAUCCGCGACCGCGGCCCGAUGUACGACGACCCCACGCUGCCCGAGGGUUGGACCAGGAAGCUGAAGCAGCGCAAAUCCGGCCGCUCCGCCGGGAAGUACGACGUGUAUCUCAUCAAGUGAGCCAGCGGCCGGCGCCGCGGGG